Messenger RNA from Myripristis murdjan (pinecone soldierfish), 2367 nucleotides. It is a transcript of the gene prkg1l, whose product is annotated as protein kinase cGMP-dependent 1, like. Gene Ontology annotation, biological process: protein phosphorylation. Bases 1 to 2058 code for a protein of 685 amino acids. Lineage: Eukaryota; Metazoa; Chordata; Actinopteri; Holocentriformes; Holocentridae. The record is from RefSeq and is a predicted model, not a curated record. Gene Ontology annotation, molecular function: ATP binding; cGMP-dependent protein kinase activity. The transcript has 19 exons.
AUGGGCACACUCCGGGACCUCCAGUUUGCCCUGCAGCUUAAGAUUGAGGAGCUUCGCCAGAGGGACACACUCAUAGAUGAGUUAGAGCUGGAGUUGGACACCAAAGAUGAGCUCAUUCGGAGGCUGCAGGAGGAACUGGACCGCUAUAGAGCCACCGUCUCUCUCCCAGGACCCUCUGCAGUCACUGCUGGGUGCUCAGCUCAAGACGAGGAGUGCGAGAGAGCCAAAAGGAAGACGAUCAUUUGUGAACCCGUCGCCCCGGACCCUGUGACUCUCACAGCAAUUUCCCACACAAGCUGUGACAAAAGCCCAGAGUCCCAGAGGCUGAUUCAGGCAGCAUUUUUAAAGAAUGACUUGUUGAAGAACCUUGACAGCGGGCAAAUCAGAGCUAUCAUGGCCUGCAUGUACGCCACCACCAUCAGCAUGGGCUGCUGUGUCAUUCAGGAGGGAACCACUGGAGCUCUGGCCUAUGUAUUAGAGGAGGGGAAGUUGGAUGUGACAAAGGAUGGUCAGAGGCUACUCACAGUUGAACCAGAGUCUGUGUUUGGGGAGCUGGCACUGUAUAAUUGUACCCACCCCUGCACCAUAUCAGCGCUAACAGACAGCAAACUGUGGGUUAUUGACCGACGGAGCUUCCAGACCGCACUUAUGCAGAGCGCUCUCAGCAGCCUAGCUCAUUCAACAGAGCUACUUGGCAGCGUUCCCUUCCUGCAGUCACUACCACAAGAUGUCAUCAUGAAAAUGUCUGAUCUCGUGGAGGAGACACACUAUAGUGAAGGUGACUACAUCAUUCGACAAGGGGCCACAGGAGACACUUUUUACAUCAUUAGUAAAGGCCAGGUGAAAGUGACAGAGAAGACGCCAGGUCAUGAAGAGCCGGUGGUUCUGUCCAAGCUCUGUGAGAGACAAUGGUUUGGAGAAAAGGCUCUGUGGGGAGAUGAUGUGCGAGCUGUGAGUGUGAUUGCUGCGGGGGAAGUUACAUGCUUGGUAAUAGACAGAGAGGCUUUCAAAAACAUCAUUGGUGGUGCAGUAGACGACAGCCAUGAUGUGCAGCACAGCAAUGACUCAAAAGUCGAGUCAGACAGGGAUCCCGCGCUCCCCUCGGCUACGACUUUAAAGGAUUUCCAGGUUAUUUGCAGUCUGGGAGUUGGGGAGUUUGGUCACGUAGACCUGGUGCAGCUGAAGGGCAGCGUCAAGUGUCCCUUGGCCAUGAGAGUGCUCAGGAAGAAUCUGAUUCUUAGCGGUGAACAGCAAGACCACAUCCUGAGAGAGAGACACAUCCUAAUGGAGGCUCAUAGCCCAUUCAUAGUGAGGCUAUAUCGCACCUUCAGAGAUGCCAAGUGUUUGUACAUGCUAACAGAGGCUUGUCUCGGUGGUGAUCUUUGGAGUCUACUGAAGGAUAGGGGUUCCUUUGAUGACUGCAGCAGCCGCUUCUACGCUGCCUGUGUUGUCGAGGCGCUGAUCUUCCUUCACUCUCGCCGUGUCGUCUACAGAGAUCUCAAGCCUGAAAAAGUUGUUUUGGACGAGCGCGGAUAUGCCAAACUGAUGGGCUCCAGAUGCGCCAAGAAACUUGAGGUGGGUAAGAAAACGUGGACGUUCUGCGGCACUCUGGGCUACAUGGCUCCUGAGAUCAUCCUCAACAAGGGCCACAGCGUUGCUUCGGAUUUCUGGUCGCUUGGCGUUUUUGUUUUUGAACUUCUGACUGGCAGCCUCCCAUUCGGCGGGCCUGAUCCCAUGAAGAUAUUCACCGCAACCAUCCGUGGCAUCGAUCAGAUCAGCUUCCCAAAAACCAUCAGCAAAAGUGCCUCCAGUCUCAUAAAGAAACUGUGCAGGAGCAAUCCCUCUGAGAGACUGGGGAGUCAGAGAAAUGGGGCCAAGGACAUCCAGAAGCACAAAUGGUUUGAAGGAUUCAACUGGGACGGACUUUGUAAAGGCACCUUAAACCCACCAGUUAUUCCCAAAUCCAAGCAUCCCUCGGACAGCAGCAGAUGUGAUCAUUAUUCUGAACAUUUUGACGGCUCUACGGAGCAGCAGACAGACUGGGACAGGGAUUUCUGAUUGAUCGGAUGUGAUCCGGGUUGUGAACUGCAAAUGAACCGAAGAAAAACUGCCAAACAAUACAUCAUUGUGCCCAAGAUCCAUUCUGUUUUUUUUUUUGUUUUUUUUUGCCUCAUAACUAAUCCCUAAGUUAUUGCCAUCAGUGAGGCUGCGGCAGGAGAAAAAGUGGCAAAACUUCAACCUCCAGUCGGAAAUCUUCAUGAUGUAAUCAGCCACCACAAAAUUAAUCAGAUUUUCUGGGUAAAAAUAGGCCUGUUGUCCUUAAAUGCCCACUCUUCAUGUAACCCAACUGUUUUUAUACUACUCAUU